Prosopis cineraria is the source of this 675-nucleotide messenger RNA. RefSeq lists its product as uncharacterized. Bases 1 to 675 code for a protein of 224 amino acids. The record is from RefSeq and is a predicted model, not a curated record. The transcript has a single exon. Lineage: Eukaryota; Viridiplantae; Streptophyta; Magnoliopsida; Fabales; Fabaceae.
AUGCCCUUACUUCGUGUAACAACUUUCAAGAAUGAGCACUUAUAUUCUGCCCAAGAAGACCUUGAAGUUUCUUAUAGUACAAGGUGCACACUGACUUCAUCUAUAAUUGAUGAUGCAGUAAGGUCUAAUGUGGAAAAAAGACCCAAUGAAAUCAAAGCUGACAUAUAUAGAGACUAUGGCAUAAGUCUAACUUAUCGUCAAGCUUUAAGAGCAAAAGAGAGGGCAUUGGUGGAAAUAAAUAGGCUUCCUGACCAAUCAUAUAUGCUUGUUCCUUGGUUGUGUAAUAGACUAAUGGAGACUGAUACUGACACUGUAGCAAAAUGGGUAGCUUCUGAGAACAAUAGAUUUGAAUGUUUAUUUAUUGCAUAUGGUUAUUCCAUUAAAGGAUUCUUGUUUGGGGCUAGGCCUAUUUUAUAUAUGAAUGGAUGUUUCCUCAGUGGUCCUUAUAGGGGCACCUUACUGGCAGCUUCAACAUACGAUGCUGAUAAUGAGUUGUUUCCAUUAGCUUUUGUAGUAGUUGGGAGUGAAACUCAUGAUGAUUGGACUUGGUUUUUGCAAAAUAUUAAAGAUAUCCUUGGUUCGCUACAGGUAACUAUUGUUUUUGAUAGAAAUAAUGCUAUUAUUGGUGCUGUUAGAGCCAUAUUUAGUGGUGAUAGACAUGCAUUUUGCUAUUGA